CUGAAAGUGAAAUAGGGAGCUGGCUACCAGCGUUGAGUCCCCUGUAAAGCCAGCCCUACUAAAGGGCUUAACAGUACGCUUGACAAUGGCUUCAGCAGCACGCUUGACAAUGAUGUGGGAGGAGGUCACGUGCCCUAUCUGCCUGGACCCCUUCGUGGAGCCUGUGAGCAUCGAGUGUGGCCACAGCUUCUGCCAGGAAUGCAUCUCUCAGGUUGGGAAAGAUGGGGGCAGCGUCUGUCCUGUGUGCCGGCAGCACUUUCUGCUCAGGAAUCUCCGCCCCAAUCGACAACUAGCCAACAUGGUGGACAACCUUAGAGAAAUCAGCCAGGAAGCCAGAGAGGGUGCACAGGAGGAACAGUGUGCAGUGCAUGGAGAGAGACUUCACCUGUUCUGUGAGAAAGAUGGGAAGGCCCUUUGCUGGGUGUGUGCCCAAUCUCGGAAACACCGUGACCACACCAUGGUCCCUCUUGAGGAGGCUGCACAGGAGUACCAGGAGAAGCUCCAGGUGGCAUUAGGGGAACUGAGAAGAAAGCAGGAGUUGGCUGAGAAGUUGGAAGUGGAAAUUGCAAUGAAGAGAGCAGACUGGAAGAAAACGGUGGAGACACAGAAAUGUAGGAUUCACGCAGAGUUUGUGCAGCAAAAAAACUUCCUGGUUGAAGAAGAACAGAGGCAGCUGCAGGAGCUGGAGAAGGAUGAGAGGGAGCAGCUGAGAAUCCUAGGGGAGAAAGAGGCCGAACUGGCCCAACAGAGCCAGGCCCUGCAGGAGCUCAUCUCAGAGCUAGAGAGAAGGCGCCAGGGCUCAGCACUGGAACUGCUGCAGGAGGUGAUAAUUGUCCUGGAAAGGAGUGAGUCCUGGAACCUGAAGGGCCUGGAUAUUGCCUCUCCAGAACUCAGGAGUGUGUGCCAUGUGCCAGGGCUGAAGAAGAUGCUGAGGACAUGUGCAGUCCACAUCACUCUGGAUCCAGACACAGCCAAUCCAUGGCUCAUACUUUCAGAAGAUCGGAGACAAGUGAGGCUUGGAGACACCCAGCAGAGCAUACCUGGAAAUGAAGAGAGAUUUGAUAGUUAUCCUAUGGUCCUGGGUGCCCAGCACUUCCACUCUGGAAAACAUUACUGGGAGGUAGAUGUGACAGGAAAGGAGGCCUGGGACCUGGGUGUCUGCAGAGACUCUGUGCGCAGGAAGGGGCACUUUUUGCUUAGUUCCAAGAGUGGCUUCUGGACAAUUUGGUUGUGGAACAAACAAAAAUAUGAGGCUGGCACCUACCCCCAGACCCCCCUCCACCUUCAGGUGCCUCCAUGCCAAAUUGGGAUUUUCCUGGACUAUGAGGCCGGCAUGGUCUCCUUCUACAACAUCACUGACCAUGGCUCCCUCAUCUACUCCUUCUCUGAAUGUGCCUUUACAGGACCUCUGCGGCCCUUCUUCAGUCCUGGUUUCAAUGACGGAGGAAGAAACACAGCCCCUCUAACCCUCUGUCCACUGAAUAUUGGAUCACAAGGAUCCACUGACUAUUGAUGGCUUUCUCUGGACACUGCCAUUCUCCCCAUUGGCACCACUUCUCAGCCACAAACCCUGCCUAUUUUCCCCAUGAACUCUGAACCACCUUUCUCUCUGCAGAGGCAUCUGGAUCCCAGCAAGCGAGCUUUAGCAGGGAAGUCACUUCAUCAUCAACAUUCCUGCCCCAGAUGGCUUUGUGAUUCCCUCCUUAUAUUUGGCCCAAACUCAUCUUGAUCAACCAAAAACGUGUUUCUGCCUUCUUUAUGGGACUUAAGUUUUG
This is a messenger RNA of Macaca mulatta (Rhesus monkey), 1775 nucleotides long. RefSeq names its product tripartite motif containing 21 (gene TRIM21). Gene Ontology annotation, biological process: protein ubiquitination. Gene Ontology annotation, molecular function: zinc ion binding; protein binding; ubiquitin-protein transferase activity. The record is from RefSeq and is marked provisional. Lineage: Eukaryota; Metazoa; Chordata; Mammalia; Primates; Cercopithecidae.